Molecule: messenger RNA, 1671 nt
Organism: Oryzias latipes (Japanese medaka)
Lineage: Eukaryota; Metazoa; Chordata; Actinopteri; Beloniformes; Adrianichthyidae
Gene: lmo1
Product: LIM domain only 1
Biological process (GO): positive regulation of transcription by RNA polymerase II
Cellular component (GO): nucleus
Molecular function (GO): transcription coactivator activity; DNA-binding transcription factor binding
Source: RefSeq, a predicted model, not a curated record
AGCUAAUACUUAGACACCUCUGGCACAAGCAAUUAUGUUUGUGUAUUGAAUAAUUGAUUCAAAGAGGGGGGAAGGGCUGCUAAUCAGAUCUGAGCAUAAUGAAUUGAUUUAAUUAACAGGGGAAUCCGAGGCUCUCUGGAAACUGCGCGCAUUUAUUCAGGAGCAGCAGAGGCGAGCGCGCCACACAAACUGGAAGAGAGGCGGCGCAAGUUUGCUUUUAGCAGUUGUCAGAUUUGCAAUUGGAUUUGUUUGAAUAUAGUUGCUGUUUGGGAGCAAAUGAGAGCGAGAAAGGGAGAACAUUAACAGGGAGGAGGAGAGAGCUCAGCCGUUCAGUCUGAGCGUCUGAUCCCACCGUGCGGUGCGCUCUCUUCCACAGAUAUUCCACAUUUACAUCGCUUUUAAUUGUUUUUUUCUUCAUUUUUUGCAGAUUUUUAAAAAAAUAUUUCUUCGCAUGGAAUUCAGGAGGAGCAUUCAACGCGGUCCGAUCGUUAUUUCUUCGCGUUACGCUCCAGCCCGGACAGCGGCUCCUCGUCGUGUUUAUCGCCGCAUUCCGCGUAUGAAAUAUUGUUAUUGAUAGGAGGAGGAGGAGAAAGGGGGGAAACGUUCAGAAGCCAAUUCGUCUUUCCAGGUUUUUUUCUUUUUUUCCCGCUGAUCGAGGCGUAGCCUUAGUCAGCCGCGCGUUUCAAAGCCAUUUCCAGGAGCGGAGCGAGCGAGCGGAGCAGCCUGCUGGAGCCGAGGACGGAUCGCCCGGGGAAGGACUCCUCGUUCCUCAGGACGAUGGUGUUGGACAAGGAAGAGGGUGUGCCGAUGCUCUCCGUCCAGCCCAAAGGGAAACAGAAGGGUUGCGCUGGCUGCAAUCGCAAGAUUAAAGACCGCUACCUGCUCAAGGCCCUCGACAAAUACUGGCAUGAGGACUGUCUCAAAUGUGCCUGCUGCGAUUGCCGUCUGGGGGAGGUGGGCUCCACCCUGUACACGAAAGCCAACCUCAUCCUCUGUCGUAGAGACUACCUAAGGCUCUUUGGUACAACAGGGAACUGUGCAGCGUGCAGUAAAUUGAUCCCAGCCUUUGAAAUGGUGAUGAGAGCCAGAGAUAAUGUUUACCAUUUGGACUGUUUUGCCUGUCAGCUUUGUAACCAGAGGUUUUGCGUGGGGGACAAGUUUUUCCUAAAAAACAACAUGAUUUUGUGUCAAAUGGACUAUGAAGAAGGCCAACUGAACGGCAGCUUUGAGACGCAGGUUCAAUAGUUGGAACCUUCAUGCAGCAACAGUCGGCUUCACACCUUACACGCCAGAUGGAUGUUCUGCUGCACUUAGAAAAAGACAAGCGUCCGUCUGCUUGCCUGCAAUACUUUUUAAGACACCUUUAUCAGUCCUUAAGGACUGUAUUGUAAAUGUUCAACUUUUUGCCCCUCCCACGCCCCCGUCAUCCCUUUGCCCCCAACAUUGAGCAGUUACAAAUUUUGAUGUACAGUUGUGCCUGCUUAGCUGAGCACUGUAUUGCUUGUAUGUUUUGUGAAAUUUGUUCAGGUUUGUUUUUCCUUUUCUUGAAGAAAUGGUUCACUGGAGGGUAUGUACAGUCUGUUUUCUCUGUAUAUAUAAACCGGAACAUUUAUUUUAUGAAAUGUAAUGCAAUUUUAUUACUAGUGUGAAUUAAAGAUUCUUAAAUGUUCA